GUCAUUCGAGCUGGUGGUCAAGAGGUACUAAUAAAAAGUCUUCCAAUUCAAAAUCAAAUAAUCCAGCACCGGCUCCGGUUCCAGUACCGGCUCAAGCACCCAAACCGUCGGCCCCCAAGCCUGAAAUCAAAACCAACGCGCAUUUACAGCAAUCUGGUUACACCAAUCGGCAGUCUAUUGGGUGGAAUGUACCUGGCACCAAGCCUGAUAUCAAAACGAACGCGCAUUUACAUCAAUCUGGUAACACCAAUCAACGGCCUAUUGGGUGGAUUGUACCUGGAACCAAGCCUGAUAUCAAAACUAACGCGCAUUUACAGCAAUCUGGUAACACAAAUCGUCAGCCUAUUGGGUGGAAUGUACCAGGUACCAAGCCUGGUACCAACCAACAUAGUCGUAUAGAAGGUCAAGGUCAUUCAAGCUGGUGGUCAACAAAUAGUAAUAAAAAAUCUUCCAAUUCAAAACCAAAUAAUCCAGCACCAGCAUCAGCUCCGGCUCCAGUUCAAGCAGCCAAACCGUCGGCACCCAAGCCAGAAACCAAGACCAACGCGCAUUCGCAGCAAUCCGGUAACACCAACCAUCAACCCAUUGGAUGGAAUGUACCCGGUACCAACCAACAUGGUCAUAGAGGAAGUCAAGGUUUAAGUUCUUCGCAACAAACUUUUACUAUUAGUAGAAUAAGGCGUUCAAUGAUAUUAUUCCCUAUGUCCAAAAAGGCGCAUGUAGGUAGGAACCCUAGACGAAAUCACGAAAAAACCAGAGCGAGAGUCAGUCCAGGCAUCCACCAACAAUCGCAAAAUUACCCCACAAACAGUCAGCCACACGGUGGCGCUUGGGGUAAUCAACAAGGCGGCGCUUGGGGUAACCAUCAACAAGGUGGAACUUGGGGUAACCAACACGGCGGCGCCUGGGGUGGCCAACAAGGAGCGUAUGGUAAUCAACAUGGCGGCUGGGGAGGUCACCAUCAGCCUGGAUAUGGAGGAGGUGGUAUGGGUGGAUAUGGAGGAGGAAUGGGUGGGUAUGGAGGCGGAAUGGGUGGAUAUGGAGGCGGAAUGGGUGGAUAUGGAGGCGGAAUGGGUGGAUUUGGAGGAGGAAUGGGUGGAUUUGGAGGAGGAAUGGGUGGAAUGGGAGGAUAUGGUAUGCAACAGCAGAAGAGAGGGUUCUUCAGCGGCGGUAGUACUUUCGGUAACAUCCUAACAGGUAUGGCGAUCUAUCACGUCACUUCGAGUCUGGUAAAAGGAGUUUUUGGUGGAGGCCACUCCAGCAGGCCUUACACCGUCCAUAAUUAUUAUAACCAACCGCCCGAAGCUAGAGAAGAAAUCAAACUUCCCGGAAGUAUGCUGUCGCUGUGCGAAGGAAAUCUUACAACUGUUUGUACAGGUGCCACUUCAAUAUGUACCACAAACAAUACAGUUUUGUGCGUGGUCACAAUGUCCCAAGCAACUUCGUGCGAAGAAGGCAAAGCAAUGUGCGUCAAUACGACCAUUCCUUGUACCGAUAAAACAGAUCCGAUAUGUCAAAAUACAACUCAGCAGGAAACUGAGACGACUGUUAAUAUGCCGUGCUACACCAACCUAUCGGUCGAUGUUAAUUUAUUGAACGAACCAGGCGCCAAAAGUGGGGAAGAAUACCAGUAUUGUGUUACAACGAUGGCUGUUGCUGGUCCGGAUUACAAGAUUUGUUCCGAAGAAAGUCUAUUGGAAAAGCAUGAUUACAGGAGUGUACUAGCGGGUAACCUAACCUACAACCUGACGGUUUCACCGAUGAUGCGUAAAUACCAAGUGUUCAAUCAAGAGAAUCCGACGCAAGCUCCGUCUGGCGAACUUGUACUGCCUCUAGAAGUGCUCAUUCCUUGUAUAGACAACGCCACUACGCUCUGCCCACCGGAUUUGGUGACCAUUUGCACGGGCUACAGCGAAAUCAUGUGCAUACAACCGAUCGCGAUGACGGCUUACAGCGAAGAUUACAAUACCACCGUUUUUAAAAGCAAAAUACCCUGCUUGGAAGCUUUGGAAGACGACUUUUUGUGCCAAAACAAAACUGAGGAGGAAUUGAUCGUAGAGGGCGAUAAGAAAUUCGUUAAAGUCGACAUGCCUUGCUUCGGCAACAUCACCGUGAACACGAAUUUGCCGAAUUUCGACAUACAGACGUUCAACGGCAGCAUACCGCAAGUCGCACCGAGCAGUUUCAUGUACCACUAUCAUUUCUGUUUGAUUACGAUGAGCGUGCCCGGUCCCGAAAGCGAUUUGUGCAUGAUAUCCGAUGGUAAAGAGGUUAAAUCUUGAAAAAAUUGGUUUAGAAAAGUUUUAAGUUUAUAAAAAAUUUAUUAGAAGAAUUUAUUCAAUAAAUAGUUAUAGAAGCUUCUGUC
This is a messenger RNA of Psylliodes chrysocephalus, 2365 nucleotides long. The record is from the annotation of a GenBank genome assembly. NCBI's taxonomy places the organism in Eukaryota, Metazoa, Arthropoda, Insecta, Coleoptera, Chrysomelidae.